Molecule: messenger RNA, 1336 nt
Organism: Manis pentadactyla (Chinese pangolin)
Lineage: Eukaryota; Metazoa; Chordata; Mammalia; Pholidota; Manidae
Product: DPEP2 neighbor protein-like
Exons: 3
Coding region: 662-1069 (135 amino acids)
Source: RefSeq, a predicted model, not a curated record
CAAGGGGAAAGUCUACCCUUGAGCAGAACACCUUUCCACUGCCUGGGUCAUCUAUAGGCCCCUUAACCUCUUGGUUUCUUGAAGUCUUACUUGUAAAGUCACAAAGGUUCUAUGAAUUACCAUUUGGGGCAGGGCAAGGUUAAGAAGAACUUGUCCUUGCUUUUAUUUUUCCCACCUGGAGUGCCUUCCCUCUCCUCUCCAUAGGUCCCAAUUCCCCUUUCCCUUCAGGCCCACUGCCAAGGAGCCUUCCCUGAUUCCCUAGCCCACACAAAUCUCUGCCUUUCCAACUGUGGAAUCCUUAGGCUCAGUGCCAAACACCCUGGCUGUCUCUUAGGUUAAUCUUGCCCUUCAAGCCAAUCUCACAAUGUGGGCCUCUUGCCCUCCCGUGACAGCCCACAGGUACACUCCACAGGAAAUGGCUACUUGACUAAGGCAUGGAUAGGGAGGCCUAGAUGGAAGGGCCAGGUAGGGUGCCCCUCUGCCUCAACCCUGCUCUGUUCUGCAAGAGAGCCUGAAGCCUGUCCAUCAAGUCACAAGGUUCCGUAUGUGACCUCACUGGGUAUCGAUGACCUCACUGUUGCCCUGGCAGCGGGACCACACAAACAUAGUGGCAGUUUGAGGCCAGACAGCAGUCUGGCUGCCUGAGCAAGGCAUCGCUGUCAUGCUGUGUGACCGCAUCUUCUAUAUCCAGCGUGAUUUAUCCUCUGUGCCCUGGCAGGGCUCAGCAGCAGCAGCGGCAACAGCAGUUUCCCCUUCACCUACACCUGGGUACCACCAUGUCCUCUACAAAGGGCGUGGUGAAACCCAGGUGAGCUGGCACGGGGAGACGUACUGCCUGGUUGGAGCCUACCGCUGCUAUGGGGAUGCACCCAUUCCCACCCCAGAAAAGAUGGAAGUGGAGAAGCCGGUCUCCAGGCGGGCACCCAAGAGACCUUCAACAAGCUCGUUCUCAGACGAAGAACUAGGUUGCCCCCCGCCCAAAAUUCAGCGGCUGCAACCUAGUGCCAAGAGGGAGACUCCACAGAAGCGUGCUGGCAGAGCCAUUGCUAGAAGGAAGACACGACGUUAACAGUUGAAAUACAGUGGUCCCACUUCCCGACCCCAUCACCACCUCCCACCCCACAUUAACUGUAGUUUUCUAAUAAAUUUCUAGUUUUCAUAAUAAUUUAUUAGCUGCAGUUAUGCAUUUAUUAGUCACAUACCGUUAAUAAAAACUGCCAUCUAUUCCUAGCGCCAGUGUGCUGCGUUGUCUCAGUGCCCAGAGAGCUUCUGCCAGGCGCACCCACAUGAUGUGUGUCCUUGUGUCUUGCCCCAGUCCAGUCCUGGGGCCACCUGG